Molecule: messenger RNA, 963 nt
Organism: Protobothrops mucrosquamatus (brown spotted pit viper)
Lineage: Eukaryota; Metazoa; Chordata; Lepidosauria; Squamata; Viperidae
Gene: SRF
Product: serum response factor
Exons: 6
Coding region: 16-930 (304 amino acids)
Source: RefSeq, a predicted model, not a curated record
CGGAAACUGCAGCCAAUGAUCACCAGCGAGACGGGGAAGGCACUGAUCCAGACAUGCUUGAAUUCUCCUGACUCCCCUCCUCGGUCGGACCCAACCAGCGAUCAGCGCAUGAGUGCUACGGGCUUUGAGGAAACGGACCUUACAUAUCAGGUGUCUGAGUCUGACAGCAGUGGAGAAACAAAGGACUCACUGAAGCCAGCAUUCACUGUCACCAACCUCCCAGGGACGACGUCCACCAUCCAGACAGCACCCACAACAUCCACAUCCAUGCAGGUCAGCAGUGGGCCCUCGUUCCCCAUUACUAACUACUUAGCACCAGUCUCUGCCAGUGUCAGCCCCAGUACAGUCACCAGUGCCAACGGAACAGUGCUGAAAACCACUGGAAGCGGCGCAGUGGCCUCUGGAGGACUAAUGCAGAUACCUACCGGCUUUACCCUCAUGUCAGGUGGUGCAAUGGCUCAACAGGUUCCUGUGCAAGCCAUCCAGGUGCAUCAAGCCCCCCAGCAAACGUCUCCUACAAGCGACAGCAGCACUGACAUCACACAGACCUCUUCCAGCGGGACAGUGACCCUGCCAGCUACAAUCAUGACUUCAUCUGUGCCAACCACUGUGGGAGGCCAUAUGAUGUACCCCAGUUCUCAUGCAGUGAUGUAUGCUCCUACAUCGGGUCUCACGGAUGGUGGGCUUGCGGUUCUCAAUGCCUUCUCUCAGGCCCCAUCAGCAAUGCAGGUUUCACAUGGGCAAGUCCAGGAUCAGGGUGGAGUCCCUCAGGUAUUCCUGACAGCUCCGUCAGGAACAGUUCAGAUCCCAGUCUCAGCUGUUCAGCUUCACCAGAUGGCUGUCAUUGGUCAGCAGAGCAGCAGCACUGCCAACUUGACAGAGCUGCAGGUGGUCAACUUGGAGACAUCACAUGGUUCCAAGAGUGACUGAACAACUUUGGGAGGGACCUGGUGAGGGAAGGGG